Molecule: messenger RNA, 1443 nt
Organism: Mytilus trossulus (common blue mussel)
Lineage: Eukaryota; Metazoa; Mollusca; Bivalvia; Mytilida; Mytilidae
Exons: 2
Coding region: 68-1291 (407 amino acids)
Source: RefSeq, a predicted model, not a curated record
UGAAAACACAACAAGAUGUCUCACUUCCACGGUGUGAAGUGAUCAAUAUAAUUCAAUCGUAACAAGUAUGGACAAACUUAGGAGUGUUUUGCCUCCAAAAUGUUGUGUGUUACAAACUGGAUCCUCAUCCUUUACUGAUAAAACGCCGGUUCCGAUCAUGUGCACACGGGCACAUCGAACGUCCGUUGACAACACCAACAGGUCAAAUUCUUCACCAACGUUUUUUCACUGCAGAAACGGAAUAACCUCAAACGUUCUCGAUGAUAUUGAAACUGACGCAAUAUCAUACAGAGACCAGGAAACACUAUACAAUGAAACUAACAAUGAAACUAGUCUCCCGCCAUUAUGUUGUCGAAACACAGACGGAACGACAACGAACACUCGAAGUGCGCUAUCAGGUGCUGCUAAAACAUACAACAGCCCAGACACCUCUGAAGUCACAACAAACGAUGUACCAUUGCCAACGUGGUGUUGUCAAAACCAAGAAGGAACAACAAGUACCCUGAGUGCGUUAACAGUUGAAGCCACUAGAUACAGGUAUGAGGAUUGGUAUACCGUCAAAUCUCUCUACCUUCAGUCGAACACUGCAACUACGUGUAGCUCUGUCGACACUCAUACCUUGAACGCAAGGAUGGAAAACUUGGAAAUGGCCCUUAAUUUACUGCAAAAUAACUACAAACGUAUGGAACAGACAAUGAAUCAACAAGUUGAAAAGGUCGUUGAAAUUUUAGCAAAUGAUAUUAAUAAAGGGGAUAAUAUAAAACUGUUUAUGAAUUAUAAUGAGAAGGACUUUACCAAGAUAAGAAACAAAAGACUGAAAGAUGCAGUACAAUUCAUGACGAAUAGUUCGAGAACAAUGAGGAAUGCAUUGAUGCAACAAACAUCGGCGAUUAAGAAACUGAGUCAUGCUCACCAACGGACAAAGACGCCUAAAAUGGGCAAACGAGAAAUAGACAGCCAUGUUUGUCAAUGGUUAGGGAUCGAUGGAAGACGAGCAGUAAUUACAGAAACACCACAAACGGUUACAACAUGUACAACGAACUUAAAUCAUUUAAAAGAUGAUAAUGAUGAUAUGAGUAUUGCCGCUCCGACACCCUGUUUGAACGGAACAAGACAGGUCAUUCAUUGUAAUACCGGAAGUAUAAAAAUAGACAAACAAGAAUACUUAACUACGGGUGAUAGAAAUAACAAUAAUUACAUUCAUUCAAAUGACAAAAGAACACAAGCUAGUUCAGACAGAAUUCAUGUAAGGCGUCCAUUGUUUUGCGACCAAAAAGGAAUAUAUGUGUGAGUCUUCCUCUACCGCAAGUUCAUAAUUUUCAUAUUUAUUAUUGAAAAGCUGAAUCAUUUGCAACUUUCGGGCAUUCAUUUGAUAUUGCAUUCCAGUUUGAUAUGCUUUACAUGCACUAUUCAUUGUACAUACUGUAUAAAACCAACUUAUUU